Molecule: messenger RNA, 8285 nt
Organism: Synchiropus splendidus (mandarinfish)
Lineage: Eukaryota; Metazoa; Chordata; Actinopteri; Syngnathiformes; Callionymidae
Exons: 20
Coding region: 6058-7893 (611 amino acids)
Molecular function (GO): calcium ion binding
Source: RefSeq, a predicted model, not a curated record
CGCUGGUUGACUGAUGAUGGAUGGAUGGAUGAAUUCUUGUAGCGCCACUUGAUGCAACCAAACGUGUUCUUGUCCCAAGGGAGGAUUUAAUUUACGGGCCUCCGGGUCUGGCCAUUCGACUAAUGUUUAAACCAGCAGCCUUACAGACUCUACAGACAUUUUGGUUUUGUCCUGACCUGUGUCCUUCUCUUUGUUGCGUGACAGCUCGUGGACUUGGCCGCUGAUUUGUGUACGCAAUCCGUCGAUAACCUCAUCCAAGGCCUGGGAGCAGGUGGAGUCCACAUGGAUGAAGAACUCGUACUGGUGUUUGUUGUUCCGGGAUGGACGAGACUCUAUGUGUGUCAGGUUGAUGCCCUUCUCCUGUAGAUCACAUGAUCCAAAGUAAGUAUCUUGUAAGCAUUUCCACGCGCUCGCACACAGAGUGCUUUUGCGAGUUCUGACCACCAGAGGUUGCCGUUUGACUGCAGAAGCGGUCUCAUGCAGGGACCGACAUGCGUUGACUGAACUAAAGGUCUGUGAAACAUGGUCCACACGUCCACGUCAUUUUCACGACAUUGUUGACAUCUCUACAACUACACCACGUGAUCAUGAAUCAUUGAAAGUAUGCAUUGAUUUUUUUUUUUUUUUGUCCAUUAAACUGGCAAACUAAAAAAAAUGGGUUAGCUGUAAUGCAAAUAUGUUUAUUUCUAUUAGCAAACUGGCCAUUACCUUCUUUAUUGUGAGACCAUGUGAUCCCAUGCAUAUGUGGAUCUGGAUCGUCACGUCAUGUCAAAUGGGUCACUCUGUACGACAAGGAUGGUCAAAGUCCAGUGGUUUUGUAACCUUGCUUGUGAGCCUCUAAGUAAAUAACAACUACUCUGGUGUUUUCACCAGGUUGUCCUUGAGUGGAUACAGAGCAGGCGUGCUUUGUUUUUUCAAGAAUUUUGGGGUGGAAAUGGGAGGAUGUUUUUCUGUCUUCAUGAUUGGCUGACAGAGAGGAAGGCUGUCUGCACCAGACCCCUUAGUAUUAUCCAUAUGGCUUUUGUUUGUGUUGUUGCGCUGCAGCUGUAAAAUUUGAACACCUAACAUGUUUUUAUAUUGUCCUUUAAACCUCAAGAGGUUAUGUGUGGAAAAGCUUAAAUAGGCCAACAAACCUGAAGAAGGUGCCCUUCUUAAAUUCUGUCAUUUGGACUGCUGCACAAUUUAUGGAAUAAUUGUGAAUACUUGUUGGUCUGUUGUGCUACACUGCUAAUGAGUGGUGCUCAUUAGGCAACAGUUGUUGUUGUUGUUUUUUGGUAAUAUUUUUAUAUUUGAACAGAACAAUAUCCUUGUGGCUGUACCGCUGAGAAAACAGUGGAGAAGCUCAACAAAGAAUCAGAAACACAGGUUAAAUGGGGACGGUACUCCAUGGGUUCAGAGUUAUCAACGGUGCUUGCGAGAUGAAAUGUCACCUUAACUAAUGCUGUCAAUGUGAAAGAACCACGUUCUUCCACUUCUGAGAAAUUUCGCUCUGAAAAUGUCUGCACCAAACAUUAUCUGAUAUGAUUUACCCCUAUGUGAUGUCGCAAAGCGUAUCUGUGUAACUCAGGAAGAAUCAUGGGAUUGAUGAUGCACAGCUCUCUAUAAACAGAGCCACUUACUGACUUUAACUUUUAAACCUUGCUGGCUAUUGUCUUGAAAGAUGAAAAAGUGUGUUUUCAUCACAUCAUGGGGACCACGAAUGGUGACCCGUAUUUAAAGAGUUAUCUACAGUGGAGAUGAUGAUCUUAAGUAAUGUCCUACAGUGGAGAUGAUGAUCUUAACUAGUGAUGUCGGUGUGAAAGAAGCAUGUUGAUCCAUUUCAGAGUGAUUUAGUUUUUUAAUUAUUUCUGCUCGAAAUGUUACCCCUACAUGAUCCGAUCGGAUCAUGUCGUCAAGUGGCUUGAGGUCAUAUAGCACGUUCAUGUAACCCGCAGAGAAUCCUGACAUUGUUGCCAUGCCGCUCGCUGUUAACAGAUCCACUGCAAACUGACCCACAAACUUCACAGGGCAACGUUUUUGCGGGUGCUAUAUAUCGUCUUGACGGAUGAGAUAUGUGUUUUCAUCAGUGAGGAAGAGGACUGUUUAGAAGAGAACUUAUCCAUAAACGGUGUGUGUACUGUGACAUAAGACAUUUCACUAGUUUGGUGUUCAUGACUCAAACUGCUCUGGGGUGCAUUUUUGACAAUGAUAGGAUUAGAGGAGAUGUGCUUUAGUUUAGACCCAAAUAGCAAAUUCAUUGUAGCAGAUGUACCACUUACCUUGCUCACUAUUUACAACUGGAAAAUACACAACCCUGUUCUGUCGAUAAAUGGCUUGCAUCGCUGCAUGAGGAGAACACUACAUAAAUCGUCCCCAUCAUGUUGGAACUUUUCAGAUGAGAUAAUUCACCUUGUUUUACAAGUGUAAAUGCAGUUGUUUCCAAGGCCUCGAAAAUGUGGUCUUGAGUGCGAGACUGGCACUACGCUACAAUAUACAUUUCUAAUUUUGAUGAAUCAGUUUAAUGUCUUUACAGGAUGUAUUAGAUUCUAUGCUGCUGUUGCAUUGUUUUUUAAACAGGUACAGGUGUUUUCUGCUCACAUGAAUUGUUUGUCGACCUUGUAUAUAGUACUGUAAAGUCCUUCUGUCCGUUUUUUCCAGGACUAUAUUCCUUUCAACGUGUGCUUUAAUGCACUUGUCCAGCUGAGCUUACCCUCAUUCCUGCACCACCCGUGCACAAGAUUUUGGUUCCUGUCAAAGAUUGGAUUUACUGGCUUGCCAUGGGUAGCAAUGCGGCCCCAAGACCCGACUUCUCACAUGAUGGCCAUAGCACAGUCACAUGCUGCAGCCAGCUGAUACGUGGGUACUUUGUACGUUUACAAAUCAGUUGAAUUAUCUGGAAAUGUGGUACUGAUUUUUUUUUUUUUUGUUGUUGCAAUUUUUUAUUUGUAAAGAGUAAAAAAAUGUCGAUAUGAUAUGGAGGUCAACGAGGUUAGAGGCAGUAGAGGAGCAGUCUUCUGAACUCGUGAAUCAUGGUUCAAAGUGGUGAACUAUUGCGACAGACACAUUGAUUCUGAGAUAGUCAAAUUAUUCUUUCACAUUUUAAAUGUUCAUUCAGACAUCGAUGAAUAUCUUUCACUUCUUUUUAUUCUUGCGAACUCAUCAGUUUGCUCACUAUUAUGCAAUACCUGAUUCCAAACUUCAGAUAAUCAACUGCUGAUUUGUUUUGUGCUUUGUGAGCUCAGGAUUCCACAACUCCCACUCAACUGUUGGAAAGUUUUAGAAACUGAAAGUGAACUAUGUUCUCCCAAAUCACGCUUUCUUGCGACUUAUUCAUUGCAAAUUAACGGUCACAGUGAAGAAACGGUGUACGUGCAGGAUGUCACAUCAUCCUCUGCCCACAUGAUGGCCCAGAUUGAUUCAUUUUCCUCACCCAUUGCACACAUUGUUCACUGUGUGUAAUUGAGGUGAACAUCAUUCACUUAAAAAUGAAAAUCAUCAAAUUUUUUGCAAUAACACGCGUAGCCAGUGUUUUUGUUAGUUAGUUGUUUUUUUUUACGUUUUUAGAGUUUUUAUAGCCAUUAACUGGUACAUUUGUCAUAAGCCUGGAACAAAAUGAUUCAUGUCGGAAAAUAGUCUUGAUUCAGAACAUUAUCUUUAAUGUGCCAAACCAAAUUCAUUCGGCAUAUCAGCUGAGACAUGCUUCUGCUGCCCUGAUCCAAAUGAUAUAGAGUAUCCUUGAACAACUUACUUGCUUUUCCCUCUUCUGGGAGUUUUAUACCAUCAUGUGAAGUAAAAAUGACUUCAGAACCACAGUUUGCCUACUUUUACUAGCUGCCAGAAAACACUUGAGGCACAAUUGUGUGUCUGCAGUUAUGAGAUAUUACAUAUAUAUUACAGAAACAACUAGUUAAGUUACAUACUAAUAGUGCUGGUAGUUUGCUGUCAUUUUAUUCCCCAAGGACACGGUUCAACUCCAUCUUAUUUUUCCUGGUCAGAAGUUCAUAAAACACUGUUUCAUUUUCAACAACGUUGACCUAACGUGCCAAGAAGGGUGCCACAACAUUCUGUGGUUCUGCUAGCAGUGUACUAAGUUUAAAUGUGCUCUCGGCUACUGAAACUGGGGUAGAUAAUCUAGAUGGAGAUGGAGACACAUGGAUUAUCCACAUCCUGUUUUUUCUUAAAUGAUUCACUGAGCUGCUGUCAUUGAUUAAAGCAUUCAUCAUUUAUCAUCUGUUCCAAUUAUGUCUGAAGACUUCAUCCUGUGCUGAAGUAAAGAAUUGUCACCCCUUGUUUAUUUCAAUAUGUCAUGCUAGGUUUUUUUUAACUCUUUUUUUAACGUGUCAUGGUCGGAUCUGCCGCAUUAGUGACUGAGACGAUAACCCCUGGUGUCCCACAAACCCGUUAGAAGUGUUGGGACAUCGCUGCUCAUCUGCUUCAAUUCUUGUUAAUGUGAGUGUUUCUACCUGGCGCCACAGAUUUUGAGGCUGACCACAGUGUCAAUAUAGUGGCAAUACAGUGGCUUGUUCAUACAGAAAGUGUCUCAAUAACCAGGGGUGAGGUUUACAGCUAUAUAUGCUACAGUAUGCAAUAUUUUUUUACCGUUUCCCAUCAGGGGUUCCCACAGAAAGUCAGUGUCCUCCACCUGUGCCUUUCUUUUGUAUAUUCCUAACUCACACAAAUCUUUUUCGUAGCACAUCCAUGAAUUCAUCUAUUAUAACAUGUUCCCUUCCCUCCUCAUGCCCAAAACUCUCAAACUUUGCCCUGAUAUACUCGUUCCUAGUUUUGUCGUCUCUAGUCGCUCCCAAUGAAAACCUGGGUAUGUUCAACUCAUACUCUGCUUCUCACUACUGUUGUAUGAAGCCUCCCCUUAACUUGACCCCUCUAAUGUCUACAUAGCUUUAAUCGCCUGAUUUUCAAGACUCCCUCUUUACUGCCACAACAUUGUACAUGCAUUAUCCCCAUCUAAUCUCUCUGUUCUGUCUACACCGUGGUGUCUUGAAUCUGUCUAUCGUGUCCACAGACACGGUCUUUUCGACUUGCUCUCCUUCACAUAUAACUUGUCUAACUUUCUUCUCAUCAUCAGGUCACCGACCCCCCUAACCUUUGCUGUCACAGUCAACGUUACUACACUCUAGUCUGCCCUUCUUUUCCUUCAUCUGCGUUCAGUGUCUUAGCAACUGGUACUGGGGCUUCUGGAUUAUCCAAAUGGCACUGUCAAGCUCCAGCGGAGGAAGGCUUUGGACAGAAUAUACUUUUGCUUUCACCGAAAGCAAAGUUUCUCAACUGAGGAGGCGUCUGGAAGACUCAGGGGACUCUAUAAAACAAAAGGCAUCAUGGAUAACUCCGCGCCACAACAUCUCAGGGAGAACCAGUCAUCCAGAAAUGUGGGUUUAAAGCGUCUUCAGAGACCCCCAGCUUGGAGGAGACGUCAGCUCAGCACCUGGCCUCCAGACGGCUCCCUGACUUUACACGCGAGACCGACGGAUGUCCUCCUUGUCACUAAGGCCAUUUUGUGGGAAAGAGGGCGCAGUCACAAUACGAAACAUGUGAGUCCACCUCACCCCCCUUCCUUGUGUCCACGGUUCCUGUCUCACAUGAAAGCCCAUCAUGGCAGCCACACGCCUCCUUGUUGCCUGGCCCCAAGGUCCAGACUGAACCCUCCUCCUCAGAUCAAAUCAAGGAACACACUCUAUCGGAAACCCCAAACACUUGAGGGAUAUUUUGCAAUGGACAUGGAUAGAAGAAGAAAUGAUGAAGAGAAAAUGAUAUUUGUCAAUGGAGAACAAUCCACUGUGAUGUCUGGUCACCUGCCUCCUGCCUCCCCUACUAAAACACAGUAUCAUCGAAAGUCACCACGUUCAGAUCAAAACAACACCAACCUUUGCCAAGCAUCUCUAUCAGACUCUUUUCCUCCCACUCCUUCUGAAGUGUUGGAUGAAGAUCAAGAGUCGGUGACCCUACCUGCAGCAGUGGGGCUCAGGCAGUCAGUUGAACCAGCGGUCCUUCUCUGACUUCAGUCGUCCCACGUCCAGCCUCUUCAGCCAGAACACCAACCUGGCCAGCGGCAGGAGAAGCAGCAUGUCUGCUGUCAAUAGUGAAGAUGAGAAACGAGGUGUUGGCCUCUCGUCAUCCCUGCCCAGACAAACAUCAUCGAGUCCCGGAUAUUCCACAAACCGCGACCAACACCAGUCGAACACAUCUUCACCAAGCGAUAAUCGUCCUCAAAGUCAAAUCCAGGUGCAGCUGCCUCCCAUUUCAUCAAACAUCUUCCGCGGUACCAGAUGUGAAAGAGCAAAACCAGAAGAAGAAGGCCAGCUUCAUGGAGUGCCCAGGGGUGGCGCUGUUCUGGCUGUCCCCUCCAUCACAUCACCCUGCCCAAGUCCACAAGCCUCCACUUACCGGUCAGGAAAAGUGACGGCUGCUCCUUCAGUCAGUCAGCUGAAGGCUCAUCAGUGGCCUGUGUUGCCUCCCAUCUCGCCAGUCAAAGAGCCCUCUGAAGUGAUUUCUUCAAAAAGACAAGGCAGCUUUCACAACAGUGAAGACGGACGUUGGAGCUCGACGGCGAUCUCUGAGCUCGGCUCCAGUGAGUCCCAUGUGUUUGAGGAAUUGGAGGCCGUUGCUCCUCCAUCGACUUCCUGUCUCUCACAGGAGGAGUGGUGUGACUGCUCAUAUAGUCCUUCCCCAAAUUCAGAGCUGACAACUGGACUAGCGGCGCUGACUGUCGGCUGUGACUCGGGAAAUCUGGGAUCGCUGUCCCGCGUGCAGCUACUCCUCCUUAACAGAGUGCAGCCCGUGACCCUGCAAAGUCCUCUUGGCUUUGAUGAAGAUUUCCCGUUGGUGGAGGAGUCCACGUGUGAUCAUUUGGAGUUCACCUCAGCAGGUGACCUGAGGCCCAGUGCUGCUCGCAGUGCUGCUCAAAGCUGGAGCUUUGUGGGGAAAGUCCAAGAGCACAAAUCAAGUGCGUCAGAUGAAGUCUCGUGCUCAUCGUUGGCUGUAGACCUGAGUCCAUCUCCCACAUCAAGACCUUCCACCUGCAACUUUGAGGUGCACCUACGGUAUCUUGGAGGUCCCAUCUGCCUGAAUCCUAGCGAUGAAGAAGGUGCCAUGGAGAACGAGUGCAAGCUUGACGACGGGAGGAGCUGGGAAGUGUCCUCAAACAGCAACGAGAGAUAUGGAAGUGAGGAGGAGGCCCGGAAGAUGGAAUUUAGAAAGACAAAGGUUCUGAAUAUGCUUUCCAGGCUUCAAGGUGGAAACGCACAUCCACUCAGCCGCAAUGGAUGCUCCAACUUUGAGGACUUUGACUUUCUGGCAAAGUACUGCAUUUUCAGUCCAGAGAAGUUGGACGAGUACAAAAGAGCUUUUGAAAGUGAGGACCAUGAUGGUGAUGGCUACAUCUCCUGUUUUCAAGUCCUGCUGGCGCUUAAGAACAUCAUCCCUGCCGAGCUGCUCUCUGAUGAAGAAGAGAUAUACGUCUACAGGAUUCUGGAGAUGGUGGAUUUCAAAGUAACAGAUGGACUUGUGGAUCUGAGGCUCUUUGCUGUGAUCGCCAGUCUGGCCCAGAAAAUAGCUACCAUGGAUGACUUUAUGCGAUCGCUCAUCAACAACAUGGAUUUCCGGUCGUUGGAAGUGCGGCUGUUUAAAGCCAAGCAAUUGUUCCUGUUCCUCCUGGAGGAGCAGCCAGAGGACGUCGGCCCCCAACAAGGCUUCAUCAGCUCAGAGCAGCUCCUCUUGGAGCUGAAGGCCGGAGGGAUCCAUCUCGAGCAGGAGGCCGCCAUCAGACUUCAGCUCCAGAACAUCCCGCCGCUGGAUCUCCUGGGCUUCCUGGCAUACCUGCCUCUCUUCAUGAUCAUUCACAACUCUGUCAUAGCCAACCCUCUGGACCACUCCAGCAGCCUGCGGGUGGAAAAACGCUGAGCACUGAGGGUCCUCCUCCUGCCAAGACUAUCAGGAAUUCAGAUUCGUAAUUCAUAUGUCAAUUCUGUUUCUAUACCUGACUUAAGAUGACUGGUUGUUUUGGUCAUUCAACUGUUUCAGUGCAUGUCAGUGCGUGAGGUUCUCAUCCCCACCCUGCAACGGCCAGGGUUUCCACUACUCUGAAUGUAUUUGAAAAUUCUUAUAAAAUUUUAAUUCAAGACAUUAAAAGAGCUUUAGUUUAAAUAAGGCGAUAUAAAAACUUGAAUGUAGCCACCAUCGUGAUUUAUUGUGCUAUUGUCAAACUGAGCAAAAUAAACAAUAUUUUGUUGUUUAACUGUAUGUAUGGGUCCAUCAUUUGAUUCAGUAAUAUACCAAAUUCAUUCAAAUUGAAA